AUGGAAAAGGAGCUCAAAGUAAAUGUCAUAAUUGAGAAGAAAGAACAAGACUCCUUCAUCACAUUGAAGGGCCUGACAGCAUUCGUUUACACUGCAGAAAGUCGUAUUCAGGACAUUAUCCACAAAGUGGAAAGGAUUGAAAACCGAAAAAGGGUGGCAAUAUUGACCAGCAGUACAGUUGAAUGGCAAUAUCAAAGUGGUCGCAAAUUUAAACCAUUUGAUCCUUUCACCAACUGCGACUUGGAAGAAGCCUUCAUCUCCCAAACGACUUCUGUGCAAAUCAAGAUUAACAGUGAAGUGUAUAAUGCAAACAUAGUUUACAAAGUGGCCACAAGAGGAGGAAAACGAAUUGAACUAAAGAGAGUACAACUGAAAGGUGAUUUUUCAGCUUCUUUGCCUUCAAACUGGGAGGACAUGAAAGGACAGUCAGUUGUUCUUAUAGAACUCAAAGCAGGCUCACAGGAAUUUACAGAUGUGGAAAAAGAGUUCAGAAAAACUGGACUAUCCAGCAACAUCAUUAAAAUUGAACGAGUCCAGAACUGCGCACUUUGGAGAAACUACAUGAUCAAAAAGGAGGAACUGGAAGACAAAAACAAGCACAAAAACAAUGAAAAGUGUCUCUUCCAUGGAACUGGCCCUCAUACGACCGAUCAGAUAAACAAUCAGGGGUUCAAUCGCAGCUUUGCUGGCAUGAAUGGAGCCAUGUAUGGGAAUGGUACAUAUUUUGCUGUGGACCCGUGUUACUCAGCAAAAGGCUACUGUAAAGCUGAUGCUAACGGACACAAACGCAUGUACCUCGCCAAAGUGCUUGUUGGUGAAUUCACUAAAGGAAAAAAAGGCCUUCGUACUCCUCCAAAAAGGAGUUCAAAAGGUGUUCAUCUUUAUGACAGUGUGACAGAUAAAACUAAAAACCCAUCCAUGUUUGUGGUCUUCAAUGAUGUGCAAGCUUACCCAGAAUACUUAAUCACAUUCCAGAAAAAAUGAAAUUUUACAGUUUAGUUCAAUCAGAAUUGAGAUGAAUUAAUGUGCAUUAUUGCCAUGCAGUUACAAUCUAUUUUUAUUCAACUUUCAGUGAUGGGCAGAAGGGCAACACUAUUUUUGAAAUCAUUCACAGCUUUUGACUAGUGAAAAUGUAUGUAAUUGAUUAAGUACCCAGACAACAUUGUGAAACACUACAACGUUAUACAAUGCUACUUCUCGAAAAAUAUUUUAAAUGUAUGAAAAUGAAUGUAAAAACUUCUG
Messenger RNA from Sinocyclocheilus grahami, 1242 nucleotides. Its product is annotated as poly [ADP-ribose] polymerase 15-like. Gene Ontology annotation, biological process: protein poly-ADP-ribosylation; negative regulation of gene expression. NCBI's taxonomy places the organism in Eukaryota, Metazoa, Chordata, Actinopteri, Cypriniformes, Cyprinidae. Gene Ontology annotation, cellular component: cytoplasm; nucleus. Bases 1 to 984 code for a protein of 327 amino acids. The record is from RefSeq and is a predicted model, not a curated record. The transcript is spliced from 4 exons. Gene Ontology annotation, molecular function: transcription corepressor activity; NAD+ poly-ADP-ribosyltransferase activity.